UUCAAUGUCCAAAAAAAGUGUGUGCAUUCUUUCUAAACAAAUAGAGCAUAUAAUAUUUAGUAAAGUAUAAAUUAGACAUAAUUAACACAAGACAAUUGUGUAAGAAGAGAUUUCAUACGAUCGACCCCACCACCACCACCCCUUCUCUCCUCUCCAUUUCUACCUAGUGUUGUGUUGCCAUCAUCUUCUAAAUUGUACUUGCAACACUUUAGCCACGCUCUUGCCCUAACUUUCACUACAAAGUUGCAGUAGCUCUCUCUCUCUCUCUCUCUCAUGAGUUUAUGCAUUCUCCACUUGAGACCCCAAACAUUUCACAACGCCCAAGACAGACACAAUGUUCCCAUUUGGCGAUAACCCUCUUGAGAAAAGGCCUUGUUUCGAUCAAAUUCAAAACCCUAUCGAAUCCCCAUUUUUCUCAAACUUUCCCUCCCCAUUCUUCGAUGAACACGAGCUGCCCUUGAACCAAAUCUUCCCGAAGCCGAUUCCAUCAGAUCACCCUAAGAAAGCCUCGGAUCCGGCGAAAGCGAAACAGAAAACGAGGCGGAGCCUCCCCCUGCCGAGGAAGAGGACCGGCAAGAAAGACCGGCACAGCAAGAUUUGCACCGCGCAGGGGAUUCGAGACAGGAGGAUGAGGCUCUCCCUUCAAGUGGCCAGGAAAUUCUUCGAUCUCCAAGACAUGUUGGGCUACGACAAGGCCAGCAAAACCAUCGAGUGGCUCUUCACCAAAUCCAAGAAGGCCAUCAAGGACCUCGGAAACAAUGUUUCCAUGAGUGUGAGCGAUGGUAAGAGCGAGUCUUUCGUGUCGGAAUGUGAGGUUGUGUCCGGAAUCGAGGAGAACUGCUCCAACGCCGACGAAGGCGAGAGGAAAGUAGGCAGCUGCACCAGAGAGUCGAGGGAGAAGGCGAGGGCGAGGGCGCGCUGCAGAACAGAGGAGAAGAUGAUGGGCAAGCGCGUCCAACCGGAUUACACCCCUCUCCUGCACCCGCCCUCCGACGCCGGAACAAUCGAGAACCUUCUCGGGAGUUCCACCUCUGCUGCUCUAAUCGAUCCCACCACCAGUUUCAUGGGAUUUCUCGGAAACUGGGACAUGUUGAGCAUUGACAGACUAAAUUAUGCAGGUAAUCCCAACUCCAUUUAUUCACCCACCUCCCCAGAUUUUCCACUGUUUCAUCAAUAAUUUAAGCUGCCUUGUACAUUAUUGGAUGAGGUACGUAUGUGUAAAAUAUUUAUGCCUCAUCCCUUUCAAUUUCACUCUUUUCAAAUCCCUAGCUUGCAUGUAAUAAUCAUGUACCAAUAUAAAAAUAAAAAAUGGUUUUGUUGUACUAA
Messenger RNA from Salvia miltiorrhiza (redroot sage), 1326 nucleotides. RefSeq names its product transcription factor CYCLOIDEA-like. The record is from RefSeq and is a predicted model, not a curated record. Gene Ontology annotation, cellular component: nucleus. Gene Ontology annotation, molecular function: DNA-binding transcription factor activity; sequence-specific DNA binding. The coding region runs from base 335 to 1177 and encodes 280 amino acids. Gene Ontology annotation, biological process: regulation of secondary shoot formation. Lineage: Eukaryota; Viridiplantae; Streptophyta; Magnoliopsida; Lamiales; Lamiaceae. The transcript has a single exon.